Molecule: messenger RNA, 798 nt
Organism: Drosophila busckii
Lineage: Eukaryota; Metazoa; Arthropoda; Insecta; Diptera; Drosophilidae
Gene: Lipt2
Product: putative lipoyltransferase 2, mitochondrial
Exons: 1
Biological process (GO): protein lipoylation
Cellular component (GO): mitochondrion
Molecular function (GO): lipoyl(octanoyl) transferase activity
Source: RefSeq, a predicted model, not a curated record
CAUCAAGUACCCGUUACAGCUAAAAGUUACUCGUGUAUCCAGUAACUGCAGCUGCUGUUUGAUCGUUCAAAUUGUUGUUUUGCAAAAUGCAGCUUUAAUAAUAAGAUGCCCACUGUGCAGCCACUUGUAACGGCCAUUCGCGCUGGGCGCUUGAAUUAUGAGGCUGGACUGCGCCUGCAGCAACAGUUUGCCAAACAGAAUGUUAAACAAUAUGCGGAAUUUCGCAACUAUCUUUUACUAAUGGAACACGACCCAGUCUACACCAUUGGCAUACGCACAAAAGGAUACACAGCAGAGGAUGAGGAACGCCUGCGAAAGCUGGGAGCAGACUUCCAUCGAACAGACAGAGGAGGACUCAUUACGUUUCAUGGUCCCGGUCAGUUGGUGGCCUAUCCCAUUAUACACCUGCGACAAUUUACGCCGAGCAUACGCUGGUAUGUAAACACGCUGGAACGCACUAUAAUAGAAACAUGUCGUCGCUUGGGCAUAGCAAAUGCUACCACAACAGCAGACACGGGCAUUUGGAUAGGCGAUAAAAAGAUUUGCGCAAUUGGCGUACACGGCUCGCGUUACGUCACAACGCAUGGCAUUGGACUGAAUUGCUCAACUGACUUGAAAUGGUUUGAGCAUAUUGUGCCUUGUGGCAUAGAGGGCAAAGGUGUUACCACGCUAAGUGAGCAGCUGGGACAUCAGGUGACUGUCUCAGACGCUAUAGCUACAUUUCUGCAAAGCUUUGCAAGUGUUUUUAAAUGUGACGUGCAGGAACAAACUGACAAAGAAUCAUCACAAAUUAGCAAU